CUUUAACUCCGGUUAACACUUCUACUGCAGGCUACGCUUUGACAGAGCCACUGUCUGCACAAUCCAGCACUAGUGAUGUGGUAUAUUUACACUGUGGACUGAGCAAUGCAGUAAGUAAACACACAGGUGACACCUGUGCACCCGCAGCAUCUGACUGUUCAUUUUCUAUGUUAAAGCCACGUGACCGUGGUUUGCAGGUAAACACGUACCCCAAUGUUUAUUUAAAUAUUCAGCAGUCCUGUGGCCAUUGUAGCGGUGUAGGAGGGACAUUUGUUUUUGACAUAAUGGAAAUAGCAGCAGGUCACGUGACUCGGGGAUAUAUCAGCGCAGGAGGACAACACAGACCGGGAGACAGCAGCGAAGUGCGCGUCGGAGCUGCUCUCGGUCCAGCUCCUGGCUUCGUCUUUGUGCGACUAAGCUACCUUUUACUGUAUACAGUCAUUUCUUUCCAACUUCAGCUACAGUGAUAGCUAAGUUUGGAAAGGGGAAAAGGGGAGAAACGUCGUGUCCUUUUGUCUCUUUUGUGUCCGCCGGGGUCGACCUGCUUUGCGCUACACAAAAGAGGAGAUAACGCAGGCUGUGUCUGAGCUACAUUUAUAAAAACUGCCGUUUGGAUAGCUUUAAAAUGGACAACGCUGGACCUAAGAAGACCUGCUGUGAAUCAGUCCGAGAAUUCUUCACCUCGGCCAAGUUCCUUAUUUACAUGGGCCAUGCUAUGUCUACAUGGGGUGACCGCAUGUGGAACUUUGCUGUGGCUGUUUUCCUGGUAGAGCUCUAUGGGAACAGCCUGCUGCUCACCGCUGUGUACGGGCUGGUGGUGGCCGGCUCUGUGCUGGUGCUGGGGGCCAUCAUCGGGGACUGGGUGGACAGAAACCCCAGACUGAAAGUGGCCCGGACUUCGCUGGUCAUCCAGAACAGUUGCGUCAUCUUGUGUGGGCUCCUCCUGAUGGCUGUUUUCCAAUUCAGAGAGCAGCUUGUGGAGCUCUACAAUGGAUGGAUUCUGACCACUUGCUACAUUCUGGUCAUCACCAUCGCCAACAUCGCCAACCUGGCCAGCACGGCUACAUCCAUCACCAUCCAGCGGGACUGGGUUGUGGUUGUGGCAGGCCAGGACAGCAGCAAGUUGGCAGACAUGAAUGCCACAGUGCGGAUCAUCGACCAGCUGACCAACAUUCUGGCCCCCAUGCUGGUGGGCCAGAUAAUGGCCUUUGGUUCUCAUUUCAUUGGCUGUGGCUUCAUCUCUGGCUGGAACCUGUGCUCCAUGUGUCUGGAGUACGCACUGCUGUUGAAGGUCUACAAGUCGACACCAGCGUUGGCUGUGAAAGCCGGGCAAAAGGAACAGGAGCUCAAACAGCUCAGCCCCUCCAAAGACGUGGAGCGUGACCAGAGUCCUGAGGAGUUUUCUCAGCCACUGAUGAAUGAAGCCUCAGUGGUGGCGAAGCCCGACUCUCCCAAGCAGCACGGCUGUUGCUACCAGGUGACAGAACUCUUGCGCACUCUCAGAGCCGGCUGGGUGGCCUACUACAAUCAGAACAUCUUCUUUGCUGGCAUGUCCCUGGCUUUCCUCUACAUGACGGUGCUGGGCUUCGACUGCAUCACCACAGGCUAUGCCUACACGCAGGGCCUCAACGGCUCGGUGCUCAGCCUGCUGAUGGGAGCCUCGGCUGUGUCAGGCAUCUGUGGCACUGUCGCCUUCACUUGGAUUCGCAAGAAGUGUGGCCUGAUCCGUACAGGCUUUAUCGCAGGCACGGCUCAGCUGUCCUGCCUCACGCUGUGUGUCGCGUCCGUCUUUGCUCCCGGGAGCCCCUUCGACCUCAGCGUCUCACCCUUCCAGGACCUGUACGAACACUUGAUCGGAGGGAAGACCCUGCCCGAGGCCGAGUACAGCCUCACCACCGUCCACACCGGUGGAAAUGCCACCACUGCUGCACCGACCGAAGAGCUGCCACCUCUGCAGUCCUACAUGUCUGUUAGCCUGCUGUUUGCUGGAGUCAUUGCUGCUAGAGUUGGCCUGUGGUCUUUUGACCUGUCAGUCACCCAGCUCAUCCAAGAGAAUGUGAUCGAGUCGGAGCGAGGUGUGAUCAAUGGCGUCCAGAACUCCAUGAAUUACCUCUUAGACCUGCUGCACUUCAUCAUGGUGAUUCUGGCUCCAAACCCAGAGGCCUUUGGCCUGUUGGUCAUCAUCUCUGUCUCCUUCGUAGCAAUGGGCCAUGUCAUGUACUUCUGUUUUGCCUUUAAGAGCCUGGGAAGCCGUCUCUUCCUCUGCUGCUCACCAGAGCAGAAGGUGGAGACAGUAGACAGCCCCUCACUUCCUGCCAUCGUCUAACCCCAUUAAAGAGACUCUGUCCUGGGUACAUAUUUCUCAAGCCUUACCCUAUCCCUGCAUCUUUUUUUUUUAUCUAACUAACAUCAUAGCUUGUAGCUCACAGAAUGCUAAAGCUAGCAAUAACUACAGAAAGCUAACUUAACUUGCUUUGUAUAGCUAUUAGUAAAGUAUUAAUCAUUAGAAGGAGGUGGGUAGAAAGCUUCUAGUCAGGGAAAGCAAAUGCAUAGUAAACUUUAGAUAAGGUAGGGUUUCAUGUGAGAUCCUGAGCCUUUCGUUGACGGGUCCCGGUUUCUUAACAAAUACAUACAAUGUCAGGCAAGGAGCCAUCACUUCUGGGCUUGUGACGCUCUUGUUAAUAAAAUCAGGGGACAAGCUACAGGAAAAUCAGCCUGGGUCAAGCUGUGAAGGUACCUCUGCUAACAGCACAAAAUGAGAGCCGUGUUGCAUGGAAGCAGACACCAAGGCUUGAACUGGGAGGGCAACUGUCUCAAAUACAGAACAUCCCGUUUUUUGGCGCUUCACUGAUCCUAUAGCCGUGUCUGUUAGCCGUUCUCUGGUAGCCUAGUCUUGGUUGUGUCAGUUUGUGGAUGUCUUCCUCCAGAAGGGGUGGAUACUUGUCCUUUGACCAAACACAAAACUGGGAUGUAGUCUCUUUAAUACAUGGCUGUCGGUUAAGGGUUACGUAUGCAAUUAACCAUAUUUAUUCAGGAAAUGUGGACGGCGGUUUUUAUAGUUAUUGUAUUAUCAGCAUUGUGUUGAAUACUCAUGAUUGUUCCAUAAGAAACAAGUCCUAUGCACCUUUUCUCAAUAGUUAUCUCAAUUACCAAAGUCAAAGUCCAUUUGUGGGAUAAGAGGAAGUGAGGGAAACGACUUAUCGCAACAAAUUUCUAUAUCAGGUGACAGUAGUUGUGUAUGUUCUCUAAUGCUUUGUGCAAGAGUAUAUCAGAAUAUUUCUAACCCACUCUGAGAUUCUACGCAGAUAGUGUUUUUCUGGUAGCUUAACAUCGGUAGUUUCAUUUUGAAUCUUUGAACUUUUAUGUUUGAGCUCUGCAGUGGUUUCUCAGUCAUGAUUGUUGUUACAUGGGCACUUUAAGUGUUUGACAUCUGUCAUUACACCCAACGAAUGAUCAGACAUAUGAUCAAUAUUUUUUGCACAAGGCUGAAGUCCCAACACCCCCAGCACCCCCUUGCACAUACUUAGUUCAAUCACUUAUAGUCUCACUCUCAAAAAGGCACAUAUUGCAAAACCAAAUGUUCAUGUGAAAAAGUGCAAAAAAUGAAAACACACACACACACACACAGUAUAUACCUCAGAUAGCCCUGUUUCCUCGAGAACUGCCAGAGAGCUUAGUCAGCACCCCUUAUCUGCUCUCGGUCUACAGCUCCAGGCUGCCGACAAACUCUGGACCUGAACUCAGUCAGGGCUUUUCUUUUCAAGCUUCAACAGUGGAGGAAGCAUUUUACUCAUGUCAAAGUUUUGUCUGAUGUCUUGUGUUGAUAUCUUUAGCUUUAUAGUACUAGUGUAGAAAAUGUAUUUAAUAGUAGCUUUUGUGUGCUGCCUUUCCUAUGAAGUGAUUUAACAGAUUAAGCAUUGUCUUUGUUAGUGUCUCCAAAAACAGUUUGAAAUCACAGACACUGGGAAAAUAGCUUUGCUUUUCUAGAUUCUGAGCAACAAAUAUUGGUAGCUAUAACUAAUGAAGCUGUAACUGAUUCCUUUCCACCUUCAUUAAUUUCUUUAUUGUCAACUUGCCUUGACUUGUUAAACACACAUGGCUACUAGCCGCACCCUGCCCAUGAAAAAGCUAGUGAGCGUAGCCAAGGUUUGGGUAACAGUGGGGGGCAGGGUGCUAUUUGGGUUGGAAACAGAGGUGGCCACACCAGAUGUAGGAGUACAGACAACCACUUUUUAGCUUUGCAUUCCUAUGCGGCCUGGCAGAAGAAGUGGUGAACCAGGAUGUCUGCAGGUGUGCCAUGACCUGCACACUCACUGGGAAUGGAGCUUUUUGGUGCAUUUUUGUUUUCCACCCACAUUUACUGUAACCUCAUACUCAAGUCUGCUGAUUCAGGAAUAUCACACCUGGCUGUAAACGCUAUAUUUUUUUAAUGUAAAUAUCAUUAGUCAGUCUGUUAAACUGUACGUAACUAUACAAUUAGAAAAUGAAAAAAAUUCAUUGUGUAAACUGUGUCAUGCUGUUUGUCUGAAAACUUUUUUUUACCUAGUGUAACCAAUAUUUUGUGUCAAAUUAAGGAUUCCUAAUGAUUUUUUGAAUUUGUGUAUAAAGCAGUUCCUGCAUUUUCUUCAUUUUAUUUGAAUACAUCUGAAUUAUACUGCGU
Molecule: messenger RNA, 4660 nt
Organism: Monopterus albus (swamp eel)
Lineage: Eukaryota; Metazoa; Chordata; Actinopteri; Synbranchiformes; Synbranchidae
Gene: slc40a1
Product: solute carrier family 40 member 1
Exons: 8
Coding region: 626-2326 (566 amino acids)
Biological process (GO): iron ion transmembrane transport
Cellular component (GO): basolateral plasma membrane
Molecular function (GO): iron ion transmembrane transporter activity; peptide hormone binding
Source: RefSeq, a predicted model, not a curated record